AUGUCGUUGAAACCCUUUCAGAUCAGGGACCUGCAUGAAGGCAUUUCUGGUGGAGCAGAAGGGAAGCUAGUUGGAUUUUCUUCUGCUCCAGGCAUCGUGCAGAUCUCAGCUUCUGAGUACGAUAACCUCGCCGAUAGCCACCCACGCGCGAGACUAACCUACCUGGAUGAGGACGAUGGCGAUCAGAUAACGGUAGGCUAUACGUGUUUAAUAUUUACUUGCGGGAAGAUGUCUGACUUUGGCUUUUUCAAUAGGUUGGAUCUUCACUCGAGCUCUCCCAGCGCCUUGAUGAAGCCCUGGGGGCCGAACCCCCCAUUGGUGCCAACCGAAUCCUCCGAGGAUAGCCCAAGUCCUAUGCACAUAUUCGACAUUCGUCGGUCCAACUCGGUAACUGAGCUAUGGAAGAAGUAUGAAAUCAAGGGUUCUCGACCCCAAGCUUCUGAAAGUGUCGAUACAUCUAGCAAUAUCGAACCUAUCCCACAUGUGACUGCCACCUCGACCCCUGGUGAUGAAAGUCAGCCUCUGCUAGCUGCUUUCGAGGCAGAGUUAGCUAAUAUACUCAACGCUGCCGAAGAUUCCUCUGAGAUAAGGACUCAACGUUCUGAUCCCGAGCCUGCUCCAGAGCAAUCGACGACGGGUGAACAAAGAACUCCCCAUCCCGCGGAGCUUCUUGCAGCUCAGAUUUUACAUCAUCUGGUCCAUGGUGCCAACAUAGUCCAAUCUGAACUCCGGUCAAGAUGGCCUGAUCUACAACGUCAACUGCACGAGGCCCAGCGAAACAUCCCUGAGAAUGUUAUCCCAUCCUUGCAGUCAAUGCUAGCCACCAUUGAAACGCACAUGAGAACUGCAUACAAUAACAUCCCUAACAGCAGCCGACAAUGGGCUGAGAACACCUACAAUGCUGGAAGGCCCGUAGCAGAGAAUGCAGCUGAAAAUCUGCGCACCAUGGCUUCAGAUUUCAACCAAAUUGGGCGAACUUUGUUUGCGGCCUUUGAAAGCGAGUUAAGUCGAUUUAGCUUGCAAGAGAUGAACGCAGCAACUGAAGGAGCAGCUCCUACGGCUCCUGUUUCGAGUACUUCAACAGGGCCAGCGAGUGAGCCUGCGUCGUCUCAUAGCGGUCAACCGUCUGAACAUCAAGCUAGCAACACCACCGGCCAGGACAUGAAAUCUGAAUUCCCUGGUCCUGGUCAGCCAACAGCUUGUGAUCGUGUCAAUCAUGAUUCGGCGUCGAAUGCCGCCCCUGAUCACCGUGAUCUGCCGAAUCAAAACGAUUCACCCUAUUCACUCCGCACUGAUCCCUCUCAUCAUUUUAAUAAUCGUUUCUCUCGGCCAUAUCCACCGCCCCCGCCGCCACCGCCUGUCGGGCCUGCCGGGUUCUUCACCAGCCAUCCUCCAGCACCUCACUACCAGCCGCCCUGGAGCUUUACCCCACGGCCUUAUGGAGAUCCGAGACAUUAUGGUACUGGACACUUUGGUCAUGGGCCUCCACAUCCAGGUCCUGCGCACGCAGCAGCACAGCCGCCUGCGUUUUAUCCCUUUUCUAGUGGUGCAUGGCCUCCCAGAGCCCCUUGGUACUCCCCACCUGAGUGGAACUGGCAACAUAAACCCGGGGCCAAGACUGGUAGUGAGGCUAGUCUUGUAUCCGAGGCCGACGCUCGAAACAAGACGUUGUUCAUUGGUAACGUCGGGUUCCGCGUGACAGAAAAAACGAUCCGCGAUGUUUUUGCAGCCAAGGGUUUCAUUGUUGAUGUUGAUCUCCCCAUGGAUUCCGUUUCUGGAAAACAUGCAGGCUUCGGUUACUUGAAAUUCCCGUCGUUUGAUGCAGCUAUAGCUGGCAUGCAAUCAUUACAAGGUGCUCAUAUUGAUGGACACGCGAUAAACCUGGAAUUCAGUCACUCCGUACCUAGUCAGGGUAUCGGCCACCCUCAGCCUAGAGACACUGCGAAUCAAAGCCCAAACGAAACUCAGGAUGCAAACGACAUCUCGAGUGCGAAGGCGCCAACCUCGUCUGAUGCGGAGCUGAAAAAGACUCCUUCAAUCAGACGCAGGAAAUCCGUGAGUUUCCGGGAGCCUGCCAAAUCUGAAGGCAACGCUAUUCCUCACCCAUUGGAGUCUUUGAAGACAGAGUCCGAAUCUGCUGGUUUUACUCCAGCCUUCGAUGCUUCGAUAGAAAAUAGGAGCACCCACUCCACGUUCGUUUACUCUCCCUAUACUAGAAGGCCGUGCCAGCCUCAGUCCCGACGCACAGAUGAGCCGGUUCCCACCCGUCUCUCAAUUCGAAGCACAAGUCCUGGCAGAUCAACAAGCGCGCCGUCCAUCUGGCUCUGGUAA
Messenger RNA from Penicillium chermesinum, 2331 nucleotides. RefSeq lists its product as uncharacterized. NCBI's taxonomy places the organism in Eukaryota, Fungi, Ascomycota, Eurotiomycetes, Eurotiales, Aspergillaceae. Gene Ontology annotation, molecular function: RNA binding. The transcript has a single exon. The record is from RefSeq and is a predicted model, not a curated record. The coding region runs from base 1 to 2331 and encodes 776 amino acids.